Messenger RNA from Galleria mellonella (greater wax moth), 2548 nucleotides. RefSeq names its product ovochymase-1. Gene Ontology annotation, molecular function: serine-type endopeptidase activity. The record is from RefSeq and is a predicted model, not a curated record. The coding region runs from base 116 to 2533 and encodes 805 amino acids. Lineage: Eukaryota; Metazoa; Arthropoda; Insecta; Lepidoptera; Pyralidae. The transcript has 19 exons. Gene Ontology annotation, biological process: proteolysis.
CAGUAUGUACAGGUGUCUUUGAAGUCAUUAUAAUGUUAAUACAUAUUGAUGAACAUACCUAAAUAGCCUCUCACAUGCCUCAUAAUGUUUAUAAUAGUCGAUCUUGAUAUCUGAUAUGUUUAGUAAACUUUUAGUAUUGUUGUUUUUUGUUUUCGAAUAUGCAAAGACACAAGAUGCAAACUGCGAUUUCAGACAAGAUGUAGAAGUAGGUCAAACGUACUAUGUGUAUAAUCCAGGAUAUUCAAGUAAUUAUGAACCAGGUGUACAGUGCAGGUGGAUAGGACGUUGUCCAGAUGGGUACAGGUGUAAACUGUACUGUUCCGAAGUAUCAUUACCUGAGAGUCCGUCGUGCUCCUUGGAUCGUUUGUUGAUCUCCAAGAGCGGAGAUCCUCAGUUGUCUGCCGCGGAGCAUUACUGUGGACGUGGUUUUAUGACAGUUGUAUCGACUGGCCAGACAAUCAGUGUAGGUUUAAUAACAUCAAAUAACAGUCCAGGUGGGAAAUUCCUUUGCGAACUUACCGCUGAAAGGGCAGGAACAUCGCCGAACACCCGAACAUGUCGAUGUGGUUAUAAGAAACAGACGCGAAUCGUAGGUGGUGAGGAGACCGCCGUCAACGAGUACCCGAUGAUGGUCGCGCUGGUACACAGCCGAACGGCCGAGAUGGAGUGUGGAGGUGUCAUUAUUGAUAAGCGGUACGUUCUGACGGCGGCCCAUUGCUUGGACAGGCAGCAGAUAUCCAAUCUAGCGGUUGUGGUCGGAGAGCACAAUGUUGAUACCGGUGAUUCGCCAGCUACAAGAGGCUAUAGAAUUAUGGAUGUGAUUAUUCAUCCGCAGUACAGCUCUUCUAGUUACACCAACGACAUCGCGAUUGUGGUAUUGGACCAGGACAUCGAGUUCGGCCCGCUGGUCGGACCCGUCUGCUUACCAUUUAAAUUCGCUGAUGAUGACAUGGCUGGAGACACAGUCACUGUUCUUGGAUGGGGCACACUAUUCAUAGGUGGACCAAUAUCCAAAGUGCUGAGACAGGCGGACUUGGAUGUAAUAAGUCAAGAACAAUGCCAAGCCAAAUAUCAAGCGCUUAAUUCAAGUCAAAUUUGUACCUAUACGCCUGGAAAGGAUGCUUGUCAGCUCGAUUCCGGAGGUCCUUUGCUAUACACAGAUCCUGCGACCGGUCUCCUCUUCAACGUGGGUGUGGUCAGUCAAGGGCGGUUCUGUGCUUCCAGAGGGGAACCGGGUGUUAACACCCGGGUGACGGAGUACUUGUCCUGGAUAAUAAACAACACGCCGGAAGCGGAUUAUUGCAGACAAUGUUCGAAAUUCAAUAAAGUUCUUAUUUCAAAAAUGUAUAUUAAAAAAAGUAUGUUCAUGUUUUUAUUUUUUCUACUCGAAUCUUUGGCUCAAGACCCAAAUUGUGAUUUUACACAAAACGUACAGCCAGGGCAAACGUACUACGUUUACAGUCCGCGGUACCCAUCCAACUAUCCACCCGGUGUGCAGUGCAGGUGGAUAGGUAUAUGCCCAAAUGGAUACAGAUGCAGGCUGUACUGUUCAGAUGUGUCAAUACCACAGACCCCAUCUUGCACCAUGGAUCGACUACUGAUCUCCAGGAGUGGGGACCCACAGCUUAUAGAAGCCGAUUACUACUGUGGACGUGGAACAGUAACAGCUUUAUCAACGGGACAAAGGAUUAGUGUCGGUUUAAUAUCAUCGUACACGAGUCCCGGCGGGAGGUUUAUGUGCGAACUGACCGCUCAACCAGGGUCACCGCCUGAUCAAUGCAGCUGUGGUUAUAAAAAACAGAUGAGGAUAGUCGGCGGAGUGGAGACAGAUGUCAAUGAAUUCCCAAUGAUGGUGGGCCUGGUAGACAGAAACGUUGGGCAGAUCCACUGUGGUGCCGUAAUCAUCGACAAGCGAUACGUGUUGACCGCAGCACACUGCAUCGAGAACCAGAACGUAGCAGAUCUAGCUGUCGUGGUUGGAUUACACGAUGUUGACAGUAACGUGUCUCCUGCCACGAAAGCGUUCAGAGUUACCCGUAUCAACAUUCACCCUGGUUACAGUUCGGCUAGAUACAGCAACGACAUUGCGAUCCUGACCACGCAGGAGGACAUCCAGUUCGGGCCGCUGGUCGGACCUGCAUGCUUGCCGUUUAAAUUCGUCAGUACCGACAUGACCGGAACUAGGCUCACUGUUCUAGGUUGGGGAACUCUUUUCCCCGGUGGUCCAGUAUCUAAUGUCCUACGGAAAGUGGACUUAGAUGUAAUGAGUCAAAAUCAAUGCCAGGCUAAAGUACCAUUGCUUACUCCACAACAGAUUUGCACUUACACGCCAGGGAAAGACGCGUGUCAGGAUGAUUCCGGAGGACCUCUUCUGUACACAGACCCGGCGACAGGACUUCUUUUCAACAUUGGUAUAGUCAGUUAUGGUCGGUUCUGUGCGUCUCAAGGAGAACCCGGUAUAAACACUCGGGUAUCGGCGUAUUUAACUUGGAUAUUGAAUAAUACACCAGGAGCUAAUUAUUGUAGAAAAUAAAUGAAUAAAUAAUCA